AUUUUUUGUCUUCUAUUACAUAAAGGCAUGGUAUUUAAAUUUAUUAACAUAAGGAAUCCUUAAAAUUAUCAAAAUCAGAAGUUAAAGAAUGCCUACGCAUAUCAAAAUCCGAAUUCAUUGAAUAAAUCAAUCUAGAUUGUUCUGGAUGUAUAUCAGCCUUAAAAGAUUAUAUUACAUUCAAUCGAAAAGACAAGUAUAUUAAUAUAAACUCUGAAAUAUCACUUAAUGAUGACCUGAUUAAUUCUCAAAAGAUUUCUAAAAUACUUGCUAAACUAUAAAGUUAUGGAGAAUAAACUCAAUCUAUAAUAUCAAGCAUUUUUAAAAAGUCUGCUCCAUUAAACAAUAAGAAAAGAUGCUAAUUACAUUCUUUGAAGUAAAUCCCAGAAAUAAACAUCUAAGAACAUGUUCAUUAUAUAUGCAAUGAAAUUGUGGAAGAAAAUGAAAAUUGUAUUAUCUAAGAAAAAGAAUUUGAUUAUCAUUUAUAAGUAAUCACAAAUUAAUUGGAUUUAGAAUUAUUUGAAAACCAAAAAAUUCUGUCCAUCUUGUAAAGAAAAUAUUUAGGCGGCUUUUAAGCACUUUAAAUUAUAAAUUCCCUAACCUGAUUGUGCAUGCAGUAUUAUCUGUUUUAUAAAAUAUGAUCACUUAAAAAAUGAAAUUAUAAUUCCAUAUGAUGUAAAAUUUUUUUUUGAUUUUAGGCAAUUCUAUUAAAUGCAUUGUUGAAUAAGGCAUAAAUACAACCAUUUUAUUAGCAUGCUUCAACAAAAGAAGAUGCUUAAGAAGAAUUGUUAAUUUGUGUAGGACUUUUAAUUAAAGAUAAAUUAACAUAUCUUUUUAGAGAACAUUAAAGCAAAUAAUUUAUAAAAUAUACUUUCUAUUAAUAAAUAGGAGAUAUUUUUAGUAAAAGAUUAGAGAACUGUAAUAAAUUAAAAGAAGGUUAUUAAAGUAAAUUGGAAGAAUUGGAAUAGUAUUUAAUGAAAGAAGAUGAAUAAAAAGACAAGUAAAGAAAGAAGAGACAAUUAAAGAGAAAGAAAAGAAAGGAAUAAUAAUUAAGUUCUGAUGGAUCAGUUAGGACAAACUAUCUUUAGGAAUCCUCUCGACUAUCAAUUUCUCCUUCAAAUAGUGAGAAAAAUCUAUUAAAAUCUUUUGGUUGGUAAGGAAGUCCAUCAGUUUCUCCAUAAACGAGAAAAGAGUUAGAGAUAUUAUAAAAAGAGCAUCUAAAAGAAAUAAAUAAUAGAAGAAAAUAAUUAAGAGAAUAGACAAAGUAAUGUUGGUGUGAAUGGUGUCACCAUCAUAAAUAAAAAUCAUAGUGAUGAUAUACAUAUUUUUAUUAGAAAACAAC
Molecule: messenger RNA, 1339 nt
Organism: Paramecium sonneborni
Lineage: Eukaryota; Ciliophora; Oligohymenophorea; Peniculida; Parameciidae
Source: the annotation of a GenBank genome assembly